Guillardia theta CCMP2712 is the source of this 1074-nucleotide messenger RNA. RefSeq lists its product as hypothetical. NCBI's taxonomy places the organism in Eukaryota, Cryptophyceae, Pyrenomonadales, Geminigeraceae. The transcript has 5 exons. The record is from RefSeq and is a predicted model, not a curated record. The coding region runs from base 1 to 1074 and encodes 357 amino acids.
AUGAGGAAAGUUGGUCCCUUGAAGCCGUCACGGUGCCGAACGAGAUCAGAAAUCAUAUGCACACAAGCUCUCAUCGCGAUAGCUUCUGAUCGCAUCCUUCGUCACCCCCGUCGCAACGAGCUCAGCACCAACGCCUCCAUCCCCGCCAUCAUUAUCCGUAACGCCUUUCUCGCCAUGACGAUCGCGUCGUCGUCCGUUUUCAUGCCUUCCAUGCUCGUGUGGGGCAGAGGGGUCAGGACGGCCACUGCGCUCCCCGUCCUCGCUCCCCGACCCCUCGCGCUCCAACCGCAGGCUGCUUGCUUCAAGAGGAGUAACAUGGGGUUGAGGAUGCAGCUGAAGCCCAACGAACCCGAGAGUCAGGCAAGCAUGAAGGAGGAGAGGAGGGGGAGAGGAGAAGGGACAGACAUUGUCUUAGGGCAUAGGCUGCAUCUCAGAUUCUUUCCAGGCCCCUCCUCAGGCCCUCCCUUGGGUUUGCGAGCCUUCAGAACUGGCGUGGACAAAGUCAGGGACGAAGCUUUAUCAUACCUCAAAGAGGCGCGCGAGAUCAUUGGGGACGAUGCUCCCGAUCAGACGAGUGCCUAUCUCCUUGCCUUGCGUAUGAGUACGAGAGACAUGGAGAGGGAGAUGGAAUACAAAUGGGCCCUGAAGGAAAUGGAGAGAGAGAUGAUGAGGAAUGCUGAGACUCAGCCUCACAAGGAGAAUACCGAGACUCCUCAGAAGGAUACCGAGACUCCUCAGAAGAAUACCGAGACUCCUCAGAAGAAUACCGAGACUCCUCAGAAGAAUACCGAGACUCCUCAGAAGGAUACCGAGACUCCUCAGAAGGAUAUCGAGACUCCUCAGAAGGAUACCGAGACUCCUCAGAAGGAGAAUACGUACGAAACUUAUCAGUUGCAGGCUUUGGAACAGGAGGCAAACAUAGUGGAAUUGAACGCAUCGCAACAAACAUUCCAGGCAGAGGCAGAGAUGCAACUGAAGAUACAGCGGUGUGAGCAGCUAGUCCAUUACUACAAGCGUCAGCUGUCCGACUUAACUCAAAGGUCAGCAUCAAUCUGCUUGACAUGUGCAGGAUGA